Musa acuminata subsp. malaccensis (wild Malaysian banana) is the source of this 1143-nucleotide messenger RNA. RefSeq names its product annexin D4. Gene Ontology annotation, molecular function: calcium-dependent phospholipid binding; calcium ion binding. Lineage: Eukaryota; Viridiplantae; Streptophyta; Magnoliopsida; Zingiberales; Musaceae. The record is from RefSeq and is a predicted model, not a curated record. Gene Ontology annotation, cellular component: cytoplasm.
AAACAACCGUUACCAUCUGAUGCGCAACCGAGGCAUAUAAUACACCGGCAGCGGUUUCCUUUCCCCUCACCAUCCGUUUUGAGACAGGAGCCGAGGCUGAGCCACCAUGGCCGAAGAGCAUGAGGCCCUCACCAGUGCUUUCUCAGGCCUUGGUGUUGAUGAGAGCUCGUUGCUGACGGUGAUCACGAAAUGGCGCAAGCAGCCGGAGAAGCGGCGAGGCUUCAGGAGCUCUUCUCCCUUCUUCAAGCCACACGGCAGCUUCGAGCGCUGCGAGGAUGAUUUCGUUCGCAGCCUGAAGGUCGAAUUUGCACGCUUUAAGAACGUAACGGUGCUAUGGGCAAUGCAUCCAUGGGAAAGAGACGCACGUUGGAUCCACCAUGUGCUCCACAAGGCCCAUCCAUUCAACAUCAUAGUUGAGAUCGCCUGCACUCGCUCAUCGGACGAGCUGCUCGGAGCAAGGAAGGCCUACCAUGCUCUCUUCCACCAUUCCAUAGAGGAAGAUGUUGCCUACCGCGUCAAGGAAAACUACUGCAGCUUGCUGGUCGGACUGGUAAGCGCAUACAGGUACGAAGGAUCUCGAGUGGACGAAGAUAUCGCCAAAUCUGAGGCCAAGGCGCUCGGACAUGCAAUCAAGAAUGCCGGCACAAAGGACCCCGUAGAGAAUUACGAGGUCAUUAGGAUACUGACCACGAGAAGCAAAACACAUCUCAAAGAAACCUUCAGACACUACAGCGGAAUAUACGGGCAAUCGAUCGAGCAGGACUUCGCUGAUGAAUCAUGCUUGGGAGAAACCGUUCGAUGCUUGGGAUCAUCCGCUAGCUAUUUCAGCAAGGUAAUCGACAAGGCUUUCGGAGAAGAAGCAGAUAAGAACGCGAAAGACGCUCUUACGAGAGUGGUCGUAUCUCGAUCGGAUGUGGAUAUGGAAGAGAUCAAAGCAGUCUACGAGAAGCAAUACAAGGCUAAGCUCGAAGACAAGAUCGUGAAGAACACGCGUGGUAAUUACCGGGAUGCGCUGCUUUCAUUAGUUGGAAUGUGACGUAUUUGGGCACUGCCGAUGUCUGUUGACGUUACUCAAUAAGUGCUUCAUGUCAUCUACGAUUACCAAAUUUGCUACCUUUGUGAAUCUAAUUGGAUGUUCGAUAA